This is a messenger RNA of Aureobasidium namibiae CBS 147.97, 207 nucleotides long. RefSeq lists its product as uncharacterized. The transcript has 2 exons. The record is from RefSeq and is a predicted model, not a curated record. NCBI's taxonomy places the organism in Eukaryota, Fungi, Ascomycota, Dothideomycetes, Dothideales, Saccotheciaceae. The coding region runs from base 1 to 207 and encodes 68 amino acids.
AUGAAGUCUGUUAUAUCAUCCGAUAUGCUGAUAUUCAUGCUUGGCGUAAGAGGCAUGUCAACUCUAGUUGACGACAGCUUAGCCAAGACCACCAAAACCUAUGAUUGCGUCCACGCACCGCCAUCUGCGAAACUCGCAACAACCAGAGCAGUGUACACUUUCCCAAGCACGACAAUAAUCUCGACCAGAACCUUCCAUACACCCUAG